Gryllus bimaculatus (two-spotted cricket) is the source of this 549-nucleotide messenger RNA. The record is from the annotation of a GenBank genome assembly. NCBI's taxonomy places the organism in Eukaryota, Metazoa, Arthropoda, Insecta, Orthoptera, Gryllidae.
GCGCCGCCCGCCCCGGCCCUCGACCCGCCCGCGCCGCCCGCCGCGCUCACCCAGGCCACUGGUGCGCCCAUCUGCGCCUUCGACUCCUUCGACCUGCACGCGGCGCCGGCGCUCCCGCACGCCAAGAAGGAGGAAGCGGAGCUGACGGCAGUGGCGGCGGAGAAGGAGGAGCCAGCAGGUGCGAAGGUGAGGAAGGCGGCGGAGGUGGAGGCGGAUGGGGACUUCUCGGAGACGGAGCCCGACAUGAAGACGGACUUCGUGAGCAGCCUGCUGGCGUCGGACACCAUGACCAGCGCGCUCAACGAGGAGGUGGCCCGGCCCUCGCUGUUCGUCAGCACGGCCGCCGCCGCCGCCGUCCCUCCCGCGCCCGCGACCGCGACCGCCAUCGCCCUCGACGCGGCCAAGCCCCCGCCGCCGGAACCCACCCCUGCGCCCACACUCCCCAUCGCCCUCUUCAAGGGUCUUGAAUGCAGUCGUGAUAUGCAUGUGUUGACCAUGUCAUUCAUCACCAUCAGUGAUGUCCUUACAGGAGUUAUCAAAGAACAUUAA